Molecule: messenger RNA, 597 nt
Organism: Didymodactylos carnosus
Lineage: Eukaryota; Metazoa; Rotifera; Eurotatoria; Philodinida; Philodinidae
Source: the annotation of a GenBank genome assembly
AUGACUAGGGCAAAGAAUCACCAAAUUGAUCCAUCGAAUAAUGCCAUUAGACAAAGCUCCAUAACACCACAACCAUUAGAAUAUAAGCAAGUGUCCGAUUAUGAGUUAACGGUGGUUCAUGUACGAGAUGAACUACCGUUGGCAAUGGAAGAUAUAUCCGCUGAUAAUGAACAACAACAACCGCUUCCACGGAUUCCAUUGGCACACCAAUUGUUUACAGGUGAGUUAUUCAUACACGCUGAUGAACCAUUGACACCUUUGUUUUUCCAUUCACCACUGCAGCGACAAUCAUCAUCACCAACGACUCGUGGGCUACCAAUUGAAUCAUCAUCUCACUCAUCAUCACAUCAUACAUCAUCAACAACAACUCGCACUAUACACAUUGAACCAUCAUCGAAUCGUCCAUCCUCAACAUCAACCACUCGUACAACACCCAUUGAACCACCAUCCCAUCGACCAGCAUUGACAAAAAAGCAGCGGAGGAAUCGCAAACGUCGAGCCAAGCGAUAUAAUUUCGAAGUAAUUCGACAUCUUUACGAAGACAUUCAUUACCACUGGCAAACGAAUCCUCAUCGAUAUGAACAUCCACUGGGUUAA